Molecule: messenger RNA, 5051 nt
Organism: Lycium barbarum (goji berry)
Lineage: Eukaryota; Viridiplantae; Streptophyta; Magnoliopsida; Solanales; Solanaceae
Product: pentatricopeptide repeat-containing protein At1g56690, mitochondrial-like
Exons: 8
Biological process (GO): RNA modification
Molecular function (GO): protein binding; zinc ion binding; RNA binding
Source: RefSeq, a predicted model, not a curated record
GGCUUAUGCCUAUAAACUGCUUUAGAUAAGUUAAGUAAAAUGAGCUCAAUUAUUUUUUUAAAUUUAUUUUAAACACAAAAUAAUUUUAAGUUAACCAGCCAAACACUCAAAAAAACUGAAAACAGCUUAUAACCAACUUAUAAGUCAAUCCUUAAAUUUGAAACUGAGAGGGACUAUAAAACUUUAAUGUAGCGACAGUUUCAAUGUUUUUUGUGCUCACAAAAACUAAUAGCGGAACAGCCAAAAACUCAUAAAGCUUUAAAGUUCUACUGUUUCUCAUUGAUGCAACGCUUAUUCUUUGUUCAAUGUCGGAAAUACUGUUACACUCAUGCAAUUGCAUCAAAUUCUCAGAUUUCUCAUUUCGCUCGUUUGGGCCAAAUUCAGAAUGCCCGAAAGGCGUUCGACGAAAUGCCCAACAGAACUGUAACUUCUUGGAACUCUAUAAUCGCUGGGUAUUUCCAAAAUCACCAACCCCAUGAAGGCCAGUGUCUAUUUAAUGAAAUGCCUGAGAGAAACAUUGUUUCCUGGAAUGGGUUAAUCUCAGGUUAUGUAAAGAAUAGGAUGGUGAAUGAAGCAAGAAAGGUGUUUGACAAAAUGCCUCAAAGAAAUGUUAUUUCUUGGACUGCUAUGGUUAGAGGAUAUGUUGAGGAAGGGUUAGUUGAGGAAGCAGAAAAACUGUUUUGGCAAAUGCCUGAAAAGAAUGUCGUGUCGUGGACUGUGAUGUUAGGUGGUUUAAUUCAAGAAAGGAGAAUUGAUGAGGCUAGAAAGCUUUAUGAUAUGAUGCCAGUAAAGGAUGUAGUUGUAAGGACUAAUAUGAUAUGUGGGUAUUGUCAAGAAGGUAGGUUGGAUGAGGCUCGCCAUCUUUUUGAUGAUAUGCGAAAAAAGAAUGUGGUUUCUUGGACUGCUAUGAUAUCAGGAUAUGCCCAAAAUGGUAAACUGGAUAUUGCUAGGAAACUAUUUGAAGUCAUGCCUGAGAAGAAUGAGAUCUCAUGGACUGCAAUUGUAAUAAGUUAUGUGCAAUAUGGUAGAUUUGAAGAGGCGUGGAAGCUUUUCGAAGUGAUGCCUGUAAAAACAACUCCUGCUUGUAAUGCCAUAAUACUUGGAAUAGGACAGAAUGGAGAGGUUGCUAAGGUGAGGAUGGUGUUUGACCUUUUGAAGGAGAAGGAUGAUGCAACAUGGAGUGCAAUGAUCAAGGUUUAUGAAAGGAAGGGGUAUGAGUUAGAGGCGUUGGAUUUGUUUCAUCGAAUGCAAGUAGAAGGAUUUAGGCCAAAUUUCCCUUCGUUGAUAAGCAUACUUUUAGUUUGUGCUAGUCUUGCAAGUCUUGAUUAUGGUAGAGAGAUACAUGCACGGUUAAUCAGAACCCACUGUGAUGAUGACGUGUAUGUCUCCUCUGUAUUAGUCACGAUGUACAUCAAAUGCGGUGAUUUCGUCAAGGCCAAAUUAAUAUUUGAUAGAUUUUCUCCAAAAGAUGUGGUCAUGUGGAAUUCUAUUAUAACAGGUUAUGCUCAACAUGGUUUAGGAGAUGAAGCGCUAGAAGUGUUCAGAGAAAUGUCGGUGAAGCGCCCGCUUUCCUGAACACUGCCAGACGAGGUUACCUUCGUUGGAGUUUUAUCCGCGUGCAGCUACACUGGGAAAGUGAAAGAAGGGAAAGAUAUCUUUGAGUCCAUGAAUUCAAAAUAUCAGAUGGAGCCAGGAACUGCACAUUAUGCUUGCAUGGUUGACAUGCUUGGUCGAGCUGGCCGGUUGGAUGAGGCAAUGGAUCUGAUCAACAAAAUGACUGUAGAAGCAGAUGCAAUUAUUUGGGGUUCUUUGAUGGGUGCAUGUAGGACGCAUAUGAACCUAGAUUUGGCAGAAGUUGCUGCAAAGAAACUUUUAAAGCUUGAACCCCAAAAUUCUGGGCCCUAUGUCCUACUUUCUAAUAUUUAUGCAUCCAAAGGUAAGUGGGCUGAUGUUGCUUCUCUUAGGAAGUCGAUGCAGUCAAGGGAAGUGGUUAAAUCACCUGGUUGUAGUUGGCUUGAGGCAGACAAAAAUGUUCAUAUGUUCACUGGUGGACAAAGCACACCCCAUCCCGAGCAUAAAUUGAUCAUCAAAAUGUUAGAAAAAUUGGGGCCUAAGUUAAGAGAAGCUGGAUAUAUUCCUGAUGGAAGUUUUGCUUUGCAUGAUGUGGAUGAAGAAGAGAAGAUGCAUAGCUUGAAUUUUCACAGUGAGAAACUAGCUGUGGCUUAUGGACUUCUUAAAUUGCCUGAAGGUAUGCCCAUACGAGUAAUGAAAAAUCUUCGGGUUUGUGGUGAUUGUCAUUCUGCUAUUAAAAUAAUCGCUAAAGUCACAGGACGAGAGAUAAUUCUGAGAGAUGCCAACAGAUUUCACCAUUUUAAGGAUGGAGUAUGUUCUUGCAAGGAUUAUUGGUGACUGCGCUGUUACUUGUGUGCAUAAUUCAUAAAAUGCAGCUUUGGUGCUGUGGUCACCGUCAGUGGUGAGAAUUCAUCUAGCAGCCAACUCUAUACAUUCAUUUUUAAUAGAUUAUGGAAGAGUAUCAUAAAACCCACUAAUGGUGAGCAUAUCAUAUCAAGUUACCGGAGAUAUAGUGUAUGCUGUGUUUGUAGAACAAAUAUAGAGGAUUAUGUUGUCAUGACUUUGCUAAUUUUUUUAUUUUACUGACAUUAGUUGUGUGAGGUUUUUUUUUUCUCACAAAAAAGUGGACCCAAAAAUGUAAGAUUUGGGUCCACUUUUUUUGCGAGACAAAAUGAAACCUAUGUUAGUUGUGUGUGUAACACCCCGUACCUUUAACGAAAGUUUUGACCACGAUCCUAGACUUAGAAAAUCAAAUAAAGAAUGUGGGAAUUGAAAUUUUCCUGUUCAGUUGUGAUAUGGUGGUUUACGCCCAUGAACAGUGGUCGUAUUCCAAUUUACGCCCAUGAACAGUGAUCGUAAACUGAAACCAAGAAUUUCUGAACAUUCUGGAAUUUGACAUUUUGAGGUCAUAUGGUUAAAUACGGACCGUAUAUCACUUUACGACCCGUAUUUCAAAACGUAUUUGGAAUUUGGGAAAACUCCCUUGAUGAAAGUUGUAGAGCAUUGAAAUACCUUUCCAACGGUAUCUUACGGGGGUCAAACGGACAUCUGUGCAAAGAGUUAUGGUCAUUUUACUGAAGAGACGCAGUGCAGUCCGUAUUGCAAAAUACGGGCCCAUAUUGCAGUUUACGACCCGUAAACUGAAAAUACGACCAGCACUGUUCAGGUCGUAAAUUGCAAUUUCACAGGACAGUAUAUAUUCAUCCAUACCAGUUCAACUCAUUAUUUUUCAUUCCUUCAAACCCUAGAACGACCUCCUACUCUCCUCCAACAUCAAGAACACCAAGGUAAGUCCAUUCUAAUUAUUCCAACUCAAUUCUAACAUAUAUCCUUGUAAUCUAAACAAGAAAUCAUCAUUCCUAAUCUAGGGUUUUCUCUCAAGAUUCAAGAUUUAGGAAAUCUUCUCCAAAAUCCAAAUCUUUAAUUCAAGUUUUGGAGCAAUUAAGGUAUGUAGAACUUCCAUCCACAUGUGGGAAUCUCUAUGUUCUUCCCCAUGCUUCGUUUCCUUGAUAUCCAUGAAGUUCAAAUCUUAGGGCAUUAAACCCAACAUAUUGGUAGCCCGUAUUUAAGUAUUUAUGUACAUGAAUUUUGUAUCUAUAUUCGUUGUUGUAUUCCUAAUCUUCCAUUAUGGUUAUUAGGAACCCUAGCUUAAUCCAUGAAUCAUGAAUUCUUCCUCAUGUGUUCUCAUUAUGUUCAUAUGAAACUUUAUGAUUUUAUUUUGCAAGUUAUAAUCAUGUUUCCAAGUCAAUUACAUAUAUAUGAUUAUGAACUAUUGUUAUUACUCAUGGAUCAAUACAGGACGAUAUACAGGACGACACAUCUGCUCAGUAAGACAACAUUUGUAUCAGCUUAUUGACAAAUAUCAAUAUCCGUGCUGCAGCUCAUGGUUGUUCAGAGUACAAUGUUACAGUAGUUGUUAAGCAAGAAGACUGUGUGAGGGCUUUACGUGCUGUGCACUCCAGAUUCUAUUUGUCAAGAACUACUAUUUCUGAAGGGAGUACAUUGCUUGACCAGCUCAAGGAUCAGUCAGCUGUCUUAAAGGAAAAAAAUUCAACAUUCACUUGCGCGUGAUGGGUAUGAUCGGAAUAGACUCAAUGCUAUUAAGCGGCAUUGGAACUCUGAGUUACAUAUUCAGUAACUUUACGGGAACAAGAGCUUUUAGCCAAGUGGUGAAGGAGGCGAAAGUGGCUGGUUAUACUGAACCAGAUCCAAGCAAUGACCUAUCUGGAACACAUGUUGCUAGGAAGGUGAUAAUUCUUGCUUGAAAAAGUGGAUUAGACCUAGAGCUUUCAGAUAUCCCUCAGAGCCUUGUGUGAGAACCAUUAAGGGCUACUGCAUCUGCCAGGACUUUUUGCUGAACCUGCCAAAAUUUGAUCAAGAUUUGUCUAAACAGAGGAAGGAGGCUGAAGAUGAGGGGGGAAGUAUUAAGGUAUGUUGGAGUAGUAGAUGUUGUCAAUGGAAAAGGCUCUGUUGAAUUGGGGAGAUACAACAAGCAGCAUCCAUUCACACAACUCUCUGGAUCAGACAACAUAAUUGCAUUCACACUGAAAGAUAUUGUAAGCAACCCCUAAUAGUUCGUGGUCCGGGAGCUGGGGCUGAAGUGACUGCAGGCGGAGUAUUCAGUGAUAUUGCGACUGGCCUCAUAUCUUGGUGCUCCGUCAUAAUUCAUGGACUUGCACAUACUCCUUAUUCCACGUUUUAUCAGUCAUCACCUGCUCCUAGUUGCAGUUAUAUAAUUUCAUGAUUAUUGUGAAUUUUAAGCAACUGAUAGUGUUGCUCAUUUUGUAACAUGGCACUUAUCAUCUAUUGGAAAUCGUAGGUUGCUUAUUUAGGAAUAAAUCUGAUGGUAUUAAAGCUGUAUCAUGGUCAUAAAUCAUGAUGGAUAUAUCGUGUAGAGGAUACACCUUGUUAGUGAAGCAUGGUGCUGUUGUAUAUCAAUUAAACUAAUUAACUGUUCCAGGCAUUGUAUCCUGUUGCUA